Molecule: messenger RNA, 1825 nt
Organism: Osmia bicornis bicornis
Lineage: Eukaryota; Metazoa; Arthropoda; Insecta; Hymenoptera; Megachilidae
Gene: Mulk
Product: acylglycerol kinase, mitochondrial
Exons: 8
Coding region: 480-1778 (432 amino acids)
Biological process (GO): ceramide biosynthetic process; protein insertion into mitochondrial inner membrane
Cellular component (GO): TIM22 mitochondrial import inner membrane insertion complex; mitochondrion
Molecular function (GO): ATP-dependent diacylglycerol kinase activity; acylglycerol kinase activity; ceramide kinase activity
Source: RefSeq, a predicted model, not a curated record
UGGAAGAAUUAUUAUUAAUCUAUAUAUAAUUCAUUACAUUGAAAUUGAAAUGGAUAAUAUAUACAUUAUCUGAAGCAGUCUGAAGCACGUGGAAUAUUAAACAUGUCUCUCCAAUCAGUUUAUAUAGUAAAAUACAACUGUUAUAUUGUACUAACACCGCAUAAUUGAAAAAAGUUAAGAAAAUUAAAAAAUGAUUAUAUUCCUGUAAAACUAAGUUUCCUAAAUCGUACUUUGAAACAUUAUGUUGUAUGAAUUAUUGAUAAAUAUAGGAGGUGUUGAGGUUAUAACAAGUGAUAAAAGUUAAUGUUCUGUAUAAAGUAUUAUAAUGAAAAAUAUUUAAACAUUAUUUUUGCUAGCAUCAGUGUUCUUGAUACCUUUAUGAUCUUCUAAGGAUUUUCAAUAAAAGUGUUAAUAGGUAUAUGAUAUGAGGACUACAGAUUUAUAGAGGUUAUUUUGUUAAAAGUUAAGGUGUUAAAAUAAUGGCCAAGGUAUUGACUUUUUGUCGAACUAUUAGGAAUAACUGGAAGAAAUCUCUUGUAGGAGCUGCACUUUUAACAUAUGGAGUUUCAUAUAGUAAAGAUGUAUAUGACACAAAACAAUUAAUGAGAGAAUAUUGUAAGAGUAUAUCACAAUAUGGUGAUAACUCACUUCCAACAAAUUUAAAGCCUCGACAUGUGACUGUUAUUUUGAAUCCAGUUGCUAAAAAAGGGAAAGCUAAAAAAUUGUUUAAAGAUUAUUGUGAGCCUCUUUUACACUUAGCUGGAAUAGCUGUGACCAUAUUACAAACUGAAUCAGAAAAUGCAGCUAGAAAGCUUAUUAUGGAUUUAGAUACACCUACAGAUGCCAUCAUUGUGGCAGGAGGAGAUGGUACUUUGUCUGAUGUUUUGACAGGAUUAGUCAGAAAAUAUAAUGCUAAUCUUAAUUCAGUUAAACAAUGUCCUAUUGGUAUUCUGCCAUUAGGACAAACAAGCAAAAUUGCAAAAUCCUUAUAUCAUGAAUAUGAUCAUUUGUCUGACGUGAAACAGAUAUUAGAAGCAACAAUAGCAAUUAUAAGUGAGAAAUAUAAAAUGAUGGAUAUAAUUGAAAUUGAACCUAUUGAACAUAAUCCUGAAGAACCAGUAAAACCAAUCUAUGCUAUGGGAGCAAUCGAAUGGGGUGCUUGGCAAGAUGCACAUGCUUUAAUUAAAAAGUAUUGGUAUUGGGGACCUUUAAAAAAAUAUGUAACUUACAUAUUGAAUGGUUAUAAAAUGAAUUUAAAUCAGUACUGCAAUGCAAUGAUAAAAUAUACACCCCCAUGUGAAGGUUGCUCUCGCUGUAGUCAAAAGAACUUUUUAAAUGUACCUAGUAACAUGAAUAAAAGAUGGUGGCAUGUUUUUGUUCCAAGAAAUCCUAUCACAGAAGAUACUAUUGACUAUAGUAAGGUAAUAAAUGAAAAUUGUGGCAUUUUUCAUGAACUAUCUGUUUCAACAAGCGAAUUGCAUAUAGAAGCAUCUAAUAUAAAUAAGCUACAGGUUGCAUCACCAUCAUCUUUAAAAAUAGAAAUAGGUCCAAAGAAUAUUAAUUAUCUUUCAUUUAUGACCCAAGGAUGGAAACAAGAAAACAGUAAUAAAUUAGAAUGCGAACAAAUUGUAGAGGCAAAGAACAUUGAACUAAUUCCACAAAGGGUGGACAAAGAAUGUACAUUACACAUUGAUAAUGAUGAAUAUGAACUCAAACCAAUUAACAUUAACUUAAUUUCUCGAGCGGUGAAAGUAUUUUAUUCUGAAUUAGAUAGUUAAUAGUAAAUAUAUAUAAUACAAAUAAAAUUAAAAAAUUAGUUACUGCA